GUGUUGAGUUGUCUGUGUGUGUCAGUCAGAGUCCCUCUCUCCUCCUCUGCUGGUAUUGUUGUUGUUAUUAUGGGAUGCCUUUGUGCCGCUGCUGCCCUCAGUCUGCGGAUCUCAGUAACUCGCACUGCCGGACAUAUUCGGUCAUGUCUCCCGGGCGUGCAUCGCGUCUGGCGGACUGAGGGUUUAUGAUUCCGCGCGGCUUUCGCUGAAGAUCGCAGAAGAUGCCUAGGAAGACGCUGCGCUCCGCCGUCGGGCUGCUCUGCGCGGGCGCCGGUCUAGUUCAGGGUAAGGUGUUCUGCUCUGGUGUGAAUAAUGAACAGUACCGCUGUGAGAUGGGCUACUGCUGCGGGGAGACGGAGUGCUGCACCUACUACUAUGAGCUGUGGUGGUUCUGGCUGGUGUGGACUCUGAUCAUCCUGAUGAGCUGCUGCUGCGCCUACAGACACCGGCGGGUGAAGAUGCGUCUGCAGCAGGAGCAGCGGCAAAGAGAGAUCAGCCUGAUGGCCUAUCAGGGGGCGUCCAGCUCCUACAUCAGCCCUGCACCACUCAACCUGCGCUUCUGGACGGACUGUAAGCUGCCGGACUAUGAGGAGGUGAUGGCGCACCCGCCCACACCCCCCCCGCCCUACUCAGAGUCUGCAGCCACUGCGGAAGGAGCUGUGGAGGAGCUGCAGCAGAGGGAGGAGCUACAUCAGGGGGAGGAGCUGCAGCAGGAGGAGGAGGAGCCCAGCGGCCGCCGCAGACACGUGACGGGCGACUCGGGCAUCGAGGUGUGUGUGUGCCAGCUGGAGGACGAGGACGAGCGGUGCAUGGGUGCUGACGGCGGCUGCUGCCCCGAACACCAGAGCCUGCAGGGGAAGGAGACGGAGCCGGCGGCACCACAAACACUGCAGCAGACACUGUAACACCGCUCUGCAGAGAGAGAGGGAGUGUGUGUGUGCGCGUGUGUGUGUCUGUUUCCCAGCAUCCCUCCGGCUUUCCUCCGCUCAGACUCAUCCACAGACUGUUUAUUUUUCACUGCUGCUCCGAAACUUCAGCCCCAAGAGACUGGCACACCUCCCACAGAACACACACGCACGCACAUACACACUCUCAUGCAUCCACACUGUCAGACACACACACACUUUUAUAUGUUUGUGUGCCUGAAACUUCCAUGAGUGCCGCUGGAGUCAUGACUUCAUGCAUGAGAGAGUGUGUGUUUGUGUCUCUGGAUGACUGUGUGUGCGUGCGCGUGUGUGUGUACAUGCAGCAGCACAGGCGUGAUCAGACGCUGAUAUCUGCAUGACGGAUGUGUAAAUCUGCACCUCCUGUCUGACCGGACUGAGCUUUACUGUAAGGGCUAUUCAGUGUGUGUGUGUGUGUGUGUUGCUCUUCAUCAUCAUAACUCUGCUGUUUACAGACUCUGUGCCUUUCCCUGUGGAGAAACAGACUGGUGGAUUCACUCGGCUAUGCAAAACUCGGCAGCAGCACCCUCGUGUGUGUGUGUGUGUGUGUGUGUGCUCACCCAGGUGCUCUGAAACAUAAAGCCUUUGCCGUUGAGCAGCUCCGCGUCAGCUACACGUAUGUGUUUAAUAAUAAUAAUGAUGUUUAACGAGGAGCUGAAACACACGCAGCUCUUCUGUGUGACUCCUGCACUGGAGUAGAGCUGUGCGGAGGUGUGUGUGAGCGCUGACGGCGAGCGUGAUGAUGAUGAUCUCGGCCGUGUGCUGUCUCUGCCGUCGACUGGUGUGUGUGUGGCGUCUGCUGUGUUUCUAUAGUCAUUUGUAUUUUAUUUUUGUAAUAAAACAAUAAAGCAGCUUUGGCACUCA
Messenger RNA from Danio aesculapii, 1808 nucleotides. RefSeq names its product WW domain binding protein 1 (gene wbp1). NCBI's taxonomy places the organism in Eukaryota, Metazoa, Chordata, Actinopteri, Cypriniformes, Danionidae. Bases 222 to 905 code for a protein of 227 amino acids. The transcript has 4 exons. The record is from RefSeq and is a predicted model, not a curated record.